AUGGCCGCCUCCCGCCGAGGCCAACCGGAGCUUCACGUCCGGCUCCCUCCCCGAUCCCCGGGGUCGGGUACGGGCCUGACGACGGGCACCUCGCUAGCCGCGCCGCAGUCCGACCUGCCGCCGAUAUCUGCGCUGUUCCUCAUCGAGUUCGACGUCAAAGCCGGCUACACCCUGUCCUGGAAGGCCGCACUGCCCGACAUCGAGCUCGAGGGCGUUGUCGAGUACAAGUCCCUGCCGUCGGGGCUGCACACGGUGAAGGACGACCUCAUAUACUUCGUGCACGAGGGCUUCGCGGGGCUGAGCGCUUUCGUCAAUGCGCCGGUCCAGGACAGCGAGGUGCGGAAUGCGCGCAUGAUCGCGGUUGGCGUGCUCGUGCCCCUCAGCUACGGACGACUCGGCCGCGCGUGGAGACAUGCCGAGGGACUGAAGGAGAUCGCCUCCAAGGUUGCAGUGGACGGCAAAGAUACGAGCCUUCUCGAACAGUACUGGGCUAAGAACCAGGCGCACGAGGAGGCCACACAGCAGGAUGCCAUGGCGUCCAAAGAGUCGCUCGAGUCUUCGACCGUCACCUUCCAGGAGCAGCCAAAGCCACCACGGAAGCAGGGGCAUACUAGGAACCGAUCUGGCUCUGAUGGGGGAGGAUUGCUAGCUCCGGGACACAAGCUCUCGUCUUUUCACCCGGCAUGGAGCCUGCUAGCAUUGUUAGACACCUUUGGGCCCCUCAUAUUCCCUAUCCAACGAGCCGCGUUGUUACGAAAGCGUAUACUUAUAUCCUGUCACGUACCUGUCCAACAGGUCUGUGACUUUGUUUAUGAUAUCUCAAUUCUGUCCAAUAUACCGCUGCCGACCUUUGAAAAUCUCCCUGCCGAGGGACCACCACACCGGUUGCGACCAUUAUUUACCAUCGGAGUGCAUGACAUCCCUUCUCUCAUGGAAGAUGCCAAGUCCAAGCGGCCAGGGCCAUCACCAGAGCAAGAUUCCACAGCGAGCUCUGGUUGGAUAGCAUGCACUACCGAUAGCAUCUUGGCAAUGAAGGACACGCUCUGGGACGUGCUGAUCACUAUGCCGCCACCGCACGCCUCGGCUGCUAAAGAACACGUCUGGCCUACGGUGGAAUAUCCCGGGGGGACGGCUAUCAAAGCCACACAGCGUGACCUGCGGCGGUACAAAGCUCUCCGAGCCGGCCUGUUCCGAAUGCAGGGCCACAGCAACAUUGCGGCCGAGAGCCCCGAGUCUCCACCAACGACGCCGCGCGUGCUCAGCAGCCCACAGAAGCAGACACAGGACGACCCGCUGCUGGACGAGGCCGAGAAGAUCGUGGAGCCCCUCUCGUGGACGGCGUUGGCCUACAGCGGCUUCAUGUGGUGGGCGUCGGCCGGCGAGCAGGCGCGGUCCGACGAGGCUGAAGAGGCCUCGCACGAUGCGUCGCUGCUCGCGGACGCGGCGUACCCGAACAUGACUAUGCCGAUGCCUCGUUCAGGUGAUCUGUCGGCAUCUCUUGGCUCCCUUGGCGGGCGUAGGACGUCAUCGGCAGGCGGCCAGAACGCGCUGCUCCCGCCUGACGAGGCCAGGGCCGAGUUGGCCAUCAUCACCUACUUCCACCGCCUUACCUCGCAACUCCUCACCAGGGUAUCGGACAUUGUGGAGAGCAACGGCGAUUCAGAUGACGCGGGGAGCAAUGCGGACGACGACCCCUUGCUGGGAGGGGGCGAGGAGGAGGACGAGGACGAGGGCGAAUACGAUGCACGUGGUGUCCGGAUCACGAGGGAGGAUCUCAGGCUGAUGGGUCUGGAUCGGUGGAGCCCGAGCGAUGCGGAGUUCGUGAAGGAGGUGGUAGACGCGUACUUUGGCCGGGCGGCGUACAUCGAGGGCCAGGCGGUCGAGGUCUGCGGAGUCCGAGUCUGCUAG
Molecule: messenger RNA, 1908 nt
Organism: Neoarthrinium moseri
Lineage: Eukaryota; Fungi; Ascomycota; Sordariomycetes; Amphisphaeriales; Apiosporaceae
Exons: 2
Coding region: 1-1908 (635 amino acids)
Cellular component (GO): lipid droplet
Source: RefSeq, a predicted model, not a curated record